UCCGCAACCCCAACCCGACCCGACCCUCUGCCUCUCAUCUCUCCACACCGCCAUUUCGCCCUCUGACAAGACCCAUCCCCCACCGGCGCGGCGAUCUUUGCUGCUCUCUGAAGCCCUUCCUGCUCCUACUCCACAGCGCCCCUUCUCUUCCCUCGCGCUUCACCGCGAACGCCUACCAGCUACUGUUCCUUCCCGCCCACCGCUACCAGCUGCUGUUGCAGCCUCCUGCUCGACUGCGACCAGCUGCUGCUCCAGCCUCCUGCUCCACCGCGACCAGCUCCGGCUCCAGCUGCUACUCCUGAGAGAAUCAGGAAAUUGCACCCAUUUUUCUGAAUUUCGCGGAAAACCCUAAACUGGGGAUAUGCUCAAUUCCGCCAUUCCUUGCUGGCCAAAAUCCCUUCGACCCUAAAACCCCUAAAUCGCCACUCCUCCCCCCCCCCCCCCCCCCCCCCCCCCCCCCCCCCCCCCCCCCCCCCCCCCCGCCCCUUCUCUCUCUCUCUCUCUCUCUCUCUCUCUCUCUCUCAGCUGUCUGUCUCUAAUCCCCCGUUUCGUGCUCCACCGGGGAACUGAAGAAGCAUGUCGCUCCCGCCGGUGGAGUGCACCUGCAUCACCGACGACUUCGUCCGGGAAUGGAAGAAUCCUAGCGCCAACCCUAGCCUGAAGCCCCCCGACCCCGUCCCGUCACUUCGGUUCCUCUAUGAGCUCUGCUGGAACAUGGUCCGCGGAGAAUUGCCGUUUCAGAAGUGUAAGCCAAUAUUGGAUUCGGUGGAGUUUUUGGAUAAGCCAAGCAGCGAGGAGUUGAUUUCUGCUUUAGCUGACAUAAUCAGCCAAAUGGCCCUCGACCUUACAUUACAAGGAGAAUUUCGCACGCGCCUAACUAAAUUGGCAAAGUGGCUUGUAGAGUCUGCGUUAGUUCCUUUGAGGCUUUUCCAAGAGCGUUGUGAGGAGGAAUUUUUAUGGGAGGCAGAAUUGAUCAAGAUUAAAGCUCAGGAGUUAAAGAAUAAAGAGGUUCGAGUAAACACACGGCUACUCUAUCAGCAAACCAAAUUUAACCUUUUGCGGGAGGAGAGCGAGGGAUAUGCCAAAUUGGUCACGCUACUUUGUCGAGGUUCUGAAGCAUCCACUCCGAACGCCACAGCAGCCACUAUUGGCAUUAUUAAGUCGCUAAUUGGGCACUUUGAUUUGGAUCCAAACCGUGUCUUUGACAUCGUUUUGGAGUGCUUUGAACUUCAGCCAGAUAUUAGUAUCUUUUUGGAGCUAAUUCCUAUUUUUCCGAAGUCACAUGCUUCCCAGAUUCUUGGUUUUAAGUUCCAAUAUUAUCAGCGAAUGGAAGUAAAUUCUCCUGUGCCAUUUGGGCUCUACAAAAUUACAGCAUUGCUGGUGAAAGAAGAGUUCAUUGAUCUUGAUAGUGUGUAUUCGCAUUUACUUCCGAGGGAUGAUGAAGCAUUUGAGCACUAUAGUGCUUUUUCUGCCAAGAGACUUGAUGAGGCUAACAAGAUUGGUAAGAUAAAUCUUGCAGCCACUGGGAAGGAUCUCAUGGAAGACGAAAAACAGGGAGAUGUGUCUAUAGAUCUCUUUGCUGCCUUGGACUUGGAAACAGAUGCUGUAGCUGAGCGUCUUCCAGAGUUGGAGAAUAAUCAAAGUUUGGGCUUGCUUUCUGGAUUCCUUUCUGUGGAGGAUUGGUAUCAUGCCAAUAUAUUGUUCGAGCGACUUUCAUCUCUUAAUCCAGUGGCACAUCUUCAAAUCUGUGAUGGCUUGUUCAGGCUCAUUGAGAAAACGAUCUUUCCAGCAUAUAGUGUUGUUAGGAAAAUGCAUUUUCAUAGUCUCGGGUUUACACCUCCCACUAGCGGGGAUGCUAUGGAUACAACAGACUCAUUGGUCCGUAGGUCCUUCAUUGAUCUUCCUAAAGAACUAUUCCAGAUGCUUGCUUGUGCUGGGCCGUACCUCUACCGGGACACCAUAUUAUUGCAGAAGGUUUGUCGAGUUUUGAGAGUAUAUUUACUGUCUGCUCUGGACCUUGUAACUAGUGAUGAUGGGGGGUUAAAUGUUGAAUUUGUCAAUGGGGAAAGUAAAGCUCCUCGCCUCCACCUAAAGGAAGCUAGGCUAAGAGUUGAGGAAGCUUUGGGAACUUGCCUCCUACCUUCUUUACAGCUGGUGCCCGCAAAUCCUGCUGUUGGGCAGGAGAUUUGGGAAGUAAUGAGUCUUCUUCCGUACGAGGUGCGGUAUCGGUUAUAUGGUGAAUGGGAAAAAGAAGAUGAACGGAUGCCUAUGAUUUUAGCUGCAAGACAAACGGCUAAGUUGGAUACCAGAAGGAUCCUGAAACGUCUUGCAAAGGAGAACUUGAAGCAACUAGGUCGGAUGGUGGCCAAACUAGCACAUGCUAAUCCCAUGACCGUCCUCCGAACAAUUGUACAUCAGAUUGAGGCGUACAGGGACAUGAUUGCUCCAGUAGUUGAUGCAUUCAAGUAUCUCACACAGCUCGAAUAUGACAUCUUGGAAUAUGUGGUUAUUGAGCGAUUAGCUCAAGGGGGUCGGGAGAAGCUAAAAGAUGAUGGCCUCAAUCUGUCAGACUGGCUCCAAUCUUUGGCUUCCUUUUGGGGUCACCUGUGCAAAAAGUAUCCGUCAAUGGAAUUGAGAGGCCUUUUCCAGUAUCUUGUAAACCAGUUAAAGAGAGGUCAAGGUAUUGAGCUCGUUGUGCUGCAGGAGCUUAUUCAGCAAAUGGCAAAUGUCCAGUACACGGAAAAUCUGACAGAGGAACAGUUGGAUGCAAUGGCCGGCAGUGAAACUUUACGCCAUCAGGCUACUACUUAUGGAUUGACUCGGAACAACAAGGCACUGAUCAAAUCGACUAACAGGCUGAGAGAUUCCUUGCUUCCAAAGGAUGAUCCCAAGUUGGCAGUCCCACUUUUAUUGCUUAUUGCUCAACAUCGAUCUCUGGUUGUCAUAAAUGCCGAAGCACCCUACGUUAAGAUGGUCAGUGAGCAAUUUGAUAGGUGUCAUGGGACCCUUCUUCAAUAUGUUGAAUUUCUGUGCAGCUCAGUGACACCAGCCACUGCUUAUGCCCAACUGAUCCCCUCACUAGAUGAUCUUGUUCAUCUGUAUCACCUUGAGCCUGAGGUUGCUUUCUUGAUAUAUCGUCCGGUAAUGAGGAUCUUCAAGUGUCAGGGCAGGUCUGAAGUCUGCUGGCCUUUGGAUAUCAAGGAACCUAUAGGCUCAGAUUCCGAGUCAGAAGACAAUCCUUGCAAAUUGGUUCUCGAUCUUGGUUCUCCAAAGAAGCCUAUAAUGUGGUCAGAUCUUCUGGCAACUGCUAAAACAAUGUUGCCUGCUAAAGCUUGGAAUAGCUUGUCACCGGAUCUCUAUGCCACAUUUUGGGGUCUCACGUUGUAUGAUCUGUAUGUUCCUCGAACUCGUUAUGAGUCUGAGAUCGCCAAGCAACAUGCUGCGCUUAAAGUUCUUGAGGAACUCUCUGAUACCUCAAGUUCUGCUAUUACUAAGAGGAAGAAAGACAAGGAAAGAAUUCAGGAAGCACUUGAUAGGCUGAUGAGUGAGCUUUAUAAGCAUGAAGAGAAUGUUGCUUCUGUUCGUGCACGCCUUUCUCGGGAGAAAGACAAGUGGUUGAGUUCAUGUCCGGAUACUCUAAAGAUCAACAUGGAGUUCCUUCAACGUUGUAUAUUUCCGAGAUGCACUUUUAGCAUGCCUGAUGCUGUUUACUGUGCCAUGUUUGUGAAUACUCUUCAUUCGCUGGGGACCCCCUUCUUUAACACAGUGAAUCACAUUGAUGUCUUAAUAUGCAAGACACUACAACCCAUGAUCUGCUGCUGUACUGAGUAUGAAGUUGGCAGACUAGGGAGGUUUUUAUAUGAGACACUGAAGACUGCAUAUUACUGGAAGAGUGAUGAGUCUAUAUAUGAAAGAGAGUGCGGGAACAUGCCAGGAUUUGCUGUAUAUUAUAGAUAUCCAAACAGCCAACGUGUUACUUAUGGCCAAUUUAUAAAGGUGCAUUGGAAAUGGAGUCAGAGGAUCACAAAGUUAUUGAUUGCUUGCUUGGAAUCAAGUGAAUACAUGGAAAUUCGAAAUGCCCUUAUCAUGCUGACAAAAAUUUCUGGUGUCUUCCCAGUUACUCGGAAAACUGGGAUUAACCUUGAAAAGCGGGUGGCCAAAAUUAAAGGCGAUGAGAGAGAAGAUCUCAAAGUGUUGGCAACAGGUGUGGCUGCUGCUUUGGCAGCUAGAAAGCCCUUCUGGGUUACGGAUGAAGAAUUUGGGAUGGGUUAUUUGGACUUAAAGCCCUCUUCAUCUCUUGCGACAAAGUCUGUGGCUGCUAAUACGACUAAUGGCUCUGCUGUUAGUGUUACUCAAAGUGAUUCUGGAAGAGUAGCACAGCAAGUGCCUGAUUCUGGGACUUCUGCCAAAGAACAGACGUCAAGGACGAAACUUGCAGAUGCCAAACAUGAGAAAUCAGAUAACCUUUUACAUUCCAAAUCUGAUCCUGGAUCUACCAAGGCUAGAGGUGGGUCUUUAGUUAAUGGAUCUAAUGUUCAGAUAUCUGCUACUUCUGCUGUACAAGCUGGAGGGUCAAAUCAGAGGCACGUGGAAGAUUCUGCUCCAAAGGACACUGCUGAAACUGAGGUUAAACCUUCAAAUAGACGGUCCAUUCCUGCUGGAUCUGUAGGCAAACCGAUGAAACAAGACUCUGCCAAAGAUGAGGGCAGAUCUGGGAAAGCUGCCUCUAGGACUUCUGCUACUGCUCAGAUCUCAGAGAGCAGGCAAGGUGGGGUCAGUAAUGUUUCCACUGCUUCUGCUGUCAACGGUGGCACGGGUAAAGGUUCGACUUCAUCUCUGAGAGCAGCCAUAGAUUCGCAAAGUGUUGAAACGAAGGCUGAGAAUAAUUCCAAGACAUCUGAUGUUAAAGCUCCUGCAGCUAAAGAUGAUGGAAGCGAUAAUCUGGAUGUGGUGAGACCUACUGGGCCAAGGCGCGAUCCUUCUCCAUCAGCUUCAAAGUUAAGCGAGAAGCUUCAGAAGAGAAGCAGCCCAGCUGAUGAAGCUGAUAGGGUGAGCAAACGUAGGAAGGGGGACUCUGAUUCCAGAGAUACUGAGGGUGAAGUUCGAGUCUCCGACAGGGAGAGAUUGAUGGAUGUUCGACUGUCUGAUGCCGAUAGAAUGGCGAAUGAUGAGCAGAAUAUGCAAAGAGCAUCAGAUAAGGCUUUGGAUAGGUUGAAAGAUAAAGGUGUUGAUAGACAUGAUAGGGAUUAUAGGGAAAGAAUGGAAAGAGAUGUGGCUGAGAAAUCAAGGGAUAAGUCAAUGGAGAGGUAUGGGAGAGAGCGUUCUGUUGAGAGAGGAAAAGGUCGUGAUGAGGCUAAGGAUGAGAGAAGUAAAGAUGAGAGGAGCAAAUUACGUCAUGGUGAAUCUAUGGGGGAUAAGUCUUAUAGUGAUGACCGGUUUCAUGGGCAAAGCCUUCCGCCUCCACCCCCCUUGCCACCUCACAUGGUUCCUCAAUCUGUUCCUGCUAGUAGAAGAGAAAAUGAAAAUGCCGAUGGAAGGUUUGGGACUACCCGGCACAGUCAAAGGCUUUCACCGAGACAUGAGGAGAGAGAAAGGAGACGAUCUGAAGAGAACACUGUGCCUCUGGAUGAUACAAAACGAAGAAGAGAUGAUGACUUUCGGGAUAGAAAACGAGAAGAACGGGAAGCUCUACCUUUGAAGGUGGAUGAGAGGGAUAAGGAAAGAGAGAGGGAAAGAGAGAAAGCAAAUCUCUUGAAGGAGGAUAUGGAGGUGGCAGCUGCAGCAGCUAAAAGGCGGAAACUCAAAAGAGAGCAUUUAUCAUCCGCCGAGCCAGGGGAAUACUCACCCGGGGGCCCACCCCCUCCCCUAUCUAUUAGUCUAUCGCAGUCAUACGACGGGAGAGGAGAGAGAGAUCGAAAAGGUGCAAUGGCCCCACGCCCAGCUUACUUGGAAGAACCAGGCCCACGGAUCCAUAGUAAAGAUAUGCCUGCAAAGAUUGCCCGUCGCGAUGCUGAUCCAAUGUAUGACAGAGAAUGGGAAGAGGAAAAGCGACAGAGAGCGGAGCAGAAGCGGAGGCAUCGCAAGUAGUAGAAGAAGAUAUUUUAUAUUCAAGUCUUUAUAUGCUCAGAUCUGCAGCAAAUUGGCCCUGGAACAUACUCUUUGAGGAGCCUUUGAAUGAUGUAUUACUACUGCUGGGGUCCGAUGGCAUUUGCGUUUUGAUAGAUACUGAUGAACUGUUAUGUUAAAUCUCGUAACACAUCCAUCCAACUGCUGUUGCUAAGUUUCUCUAUGUAUCAUAUAUAUCUUUUUUUCGGCGUAAUUGAUGUAGCAGCACAUUUUGUAAAUGAUUGAGGUUAGGAUAGUUUUGAGUUUGCAACUGCAGUUACAUUGAUCUUACCGGUUCAGGCAAAGCAAAAAUCAGUGCUUUUCGGUUAUCAUUUUCACUCCUAAAUUUAUAAUUAUCUUCACAUUUUAGAUGUAAUAUGACAUGAAACAUAUCAAGCUUGUUCUUUUUUCAACAUA
Messenger RNA from Punica granatum (pomegranate), 6522 nucleotides. The record is from RefSeq and is a predicted model, not a curated record. NCBI's taxonomy places the organism in Eukaryota, Viridiplantae, Streptophyta, Magnoliopsida, Myrtales, Lythraceae.